This is a messenger RNA of Babesia microti strain RI, 810 nucleotides long. RefSeq lists its product as hypothetical. Bases 1 to 810 code for a protein of 269 amino acids. The record is from RefSeq and is a predicted model, not a curated record. The transcript has a single exon. Lineage: Eukaryota; Apicomplexa; Aconoidasida; Piroplasmida; Babesiidae.
AUGAUUUUUUUUACAAAUCUAACAAACCCACUUAAUUUUGGUACGUAUGCGUUUAUUAGAUUUUCAGUAAACUCUAUAAAUUAUCGCCAAUCACUUGUAUUCUUCAAUAAAAUAAGCCAUAAAAAAUUUUCCUUUAACAACAAGGGCAUCGCAAUUAAGCAGGAUUUGGGUCUAUUUGUCAAGCCUUCAAAGCCAUUUAAGAUUCUCCGACACAGGUGGUUUAUAUACCUGAAAUUGUACACCUUACCCUUUUUGUUUGUGUUAUUCCUGGGAAAUUGUGUAACAAUUAUACCUCCUGGUUAUGUAGGAAUAUUGGAUAAUAUUGACGGAACAAUUGAUCCAUACAUUUCAGAAGGUAAAAUGGUACUUAUCCACUUUCCAUAUUAUGAGAGGGGAGUUACUUUUAGAAUAUCACCAAUACGCCGCAAAAUAAUUAACACAUUCACUACCAAUGAUGGGAAACAAAUCGAAGCCGUUGUAUUUUGUACUUUACAGGCCAAAGCAGCAUAUGCUGCGGAAAUAUACAUCCUCUUUGGCAGUCACUUUUCAAAAUCUUUCGCAGAAAGGGAAAUGGAGUUUGACUUGGCAAGAGUAAUCGAAAAGUACAAAUACGAGGAUUUUUUUGAUGAAAAUCCAGAUACUGUUGCUGAAUAUAGUCAAAACAUUUUGCAACCCGAUAAAUUAGUACUACAGAAAACAAGAUUGGAUCAAAUAAGGGAGGAGAUUUUUGAAAGAUUCGACGAUGCCGGAAAGUUUCAUAAAAUAGAUGUCUCAAAUGUGACACUUAGCUUUAGGGAUCCCAUAAUAUAA